AAGAACUUGGAGGAAGCUGUAUUUAAUAUUAAAAAACUGUCAAAUGAUUUUCCAAAAUUUGUAAAACGUUUUGAAAUUUUUUACAAACGAAAAACAGAAUGGGUUAAAUUUUAUCGUUUAGAUAUUUUAACUCGUGGUAAUAACACUAACAAUUAUGCUGAAGCAUCAAUAAGGGUUUUAAAAGAAAUAGUUUUAUGUAGAACUAAAGCUUAUAAUGUUACAGCUUUAGUUGAGUCAGUUUCAAAAGUAUGGGAAGAGUACUAUAUCACUAGAUUAUUAGAUCAUGCACAUGUUCGUAAAGAUGAAAUCCAAAGAAAAUAUAUUGAAUUGUACAAAAAAAUGUCUAAUAUAACUUUGAAAGAUAUUCAAAAUCUAGGUAACGGAUUAUUCAUAAUACCUAGUUCAACAAAAGAUGAUGUUAAGUACACAGUCAACAUAAGUAUUGGAGUUUGUAAUUGUUUUGUUGGAGUUGUAGGAGCUUUUUGUAAACAUCAGGCAUGGCUACAUAAAAAUUAUAAUUUAGCCUUUCCUAAUGCACCACCUGUAACAUCUGAGGAGCGACAUCUACUUGGGAAGUUGGCUCUGGGAGAAAAAUGUCCUUCUAGUGACUGGUUUUGUGCUCUUAAAGAAAGUAAAUCAAUAUCCACUAAUACUGAUCAUCCUAUUCCAAUUAAUGACCUGAAAGAAAAAAAUAGUGCACCCAUAGAAGAGAGUUCAAACUUAACAGAUGUUCCUAACUUAAGUGAUGAAACCGAUAGGAAUAAUACUGUAUCAAAGAACAUCAAAAAUGAAUUUAAUAGACUAGAAGACUAUUUAAUACAUGUACCACUAGAAAUUCGUGAAAAAUUUGCAACCAAAUUAAAAUUGAUAAAAAAUCCUCAACAACUUACAUCAUUUAUUGUAAACAUUAAUAAAAAUCUUAUGUUGAUUAAUAAAAAAAGAGGCCAAAUAAAAGUCCAACCGACUGCUAUUUCUAGAAGGAGACAAGGGUUAACUAGAGGUUCAAGAAAGGUUUCAUCUGGAAGACCUCCUGUAGUUGGAAAAUGUAAAAUUAAAAAAAGGAUUCAUAAUCUUAACGACAAUAUUAAAAAAAAUCAAAUGAACGCAACCUACCACGGAAGAACAUCUUAAGUAGUUAUUUAUAAUGUAAUAAUUUUAAUUUCUAACAUGAUAUUUUUUAUGUCAAAUAUUUAUUACUUUUUGCAUUUAUUACUUUGAUAUAGAUUAGGUUCAAAUUUUUUUUUAUUUUUUUAUCAGUAAUUGGUGAUACAGAAUUUCCAGUAUUAUAGCAGAUUUUAUCAAUCUCUG
This is a messenger RNA of Daktulosphaira vitifoliae (grape phylloxera), 1308 nucleotides long. RefSeq lists its product as uncharacterized. Lineage: Eukaryota; Metazoa; Arthropoda; Insecta; Hemiptera; Phylloxeridae. The transcript has a single exon. Gene Ontology annotation, molecular function: zinc ion binding. The annotation marks the transcript as partial. The record is from RefSeq and is a predicted model, not a curated record.